AUGACAAAUCUUGAACAGGAACAAUGCAUAGCGUCAAUUCACAAGUAGAUUGUCUUGCGUAUAGCGUAUGUAGGUACCCUGUGACCUAAUGUCUAAUUUAGUGAAACCAACAUUUUAGUGUGCUUCGGACAAAAUAGAUAAUACGCUAUGUAGCUCAUUCGGAUUUCUGCUGUCCUGUCCAGUCUAAAGUUCAGUGCAGCAAUGUCCGGAGAGAACAACAGCAAGAAAAUGAAUGAUGUUUGUAGAAUGAACCAACAUGGACCAGCCAAGUUUCAUUGACAACAAUAAGCCCAAAAACCCCUAAUGUUAACAGUUCUCCCAAGAAUGGACAGUGGAUCACAACAAGCAUUAACUGAAGAAUGGCAAGGUUUAGACGAAGAUCUUGCUCCACAUUUAUUGGUUUGGUGUUGCUCAUAUUCAUAGUAACAGUUGUUUUAAAGUCCUUUACACCAGAAUAUUCUCCAUUUGGAAGCAUCUUUGGUCCCGAAUUGUUCCCUAAUAUCAAAGGACCUGGAAAAAUGCCAUUCAAAUGCUUGGUAAUAUUGACAGUGUCGUCCCUGAAGCACUGACCAAAAUGAUUGACAUAGACUCUGAGAGGGUCAAGAACGUAGAGGCUGCCCUCAGGCAAUUCCCUGCUCCAAACUACAAUAUUCAUGCCUUUUACUACACAUGGUAUGGCAACACACAGUUUGAUGGAAAGUACAUUCACUGGGACCACCCUCUUCUGCCACACUGGGAUUCAAAGGUGGCAGCAGGAUACCCAAGAGGGAGACACAGCCCACCAGAUGACAUUGGGGCUAACUUCUAUCCUGCUUUAGGAGCUUAUAGUUCCAGGGACCCCUCUGUUAUUGAAGCUCACAUGAAGCAACUGCGAGCAGGAGCUAUUGGUGUUCUUGCUGUUUCCUGGUAUCCACCUGGCAUGAAGGAUGAAAACGGUGAGCCAACAGAUGACAUUGUGCCUUUGAUACUGGAGGUGGCACAUGCAUAUCAUGUAAAGGUUGCUUUUCACAUUGAACCAUACAAAGGAAGAGAUGAAACAAGUAUGUUUAACAAUGUCAAGUACAUCAUAGAGAAGUAA
Molecule: messenger RNA, 1078 nt
Organism: Oncorhynchus tshawytscha (Chinook salmon)
Lineage: Eukaryota; Metazoa; Chordata; Actinopteri; Salmoniformes; Salmonidae
Product: glycoprotein endo-alpha-1,2-mannosidase-like
Exons: 4
Coding region: 530-1078 (182 amino acids)
Cellular component (GO): Golgi apparatus
Molecular function (GO): alpha-mannosidase activity
Source: RefSeq, a predicted model, not a curated record